AUGUCUGGAGGCUAAAAACUUAAUCUUGAUAUUCCUUUCAAAACUAUUUGCAAUUGGAUGCAGGAUAGAAGACUUUUACCAUAGGAUUGGGUUCAGAAGUUAAAAGCAGCUUAGAUCAAAUCGGAGUAGCUUAGAAAUACCUUUCCGAACAAUCAUGCUGAAGAGGCCAUCAAAAAGCUUAAAUAAGGAAUAGCAUAGAAAGGAGAAGAAUUUUUAUACAGAGACGCAAAAGAUGUAUUCGAGAAGCUAACAACUAACACUGAGGAGGGUAAAUAGAAGUCCUUCCUUGGCAGGUACAAAUCUCCCCUAGUGAUUGAAUGGCAACUACUCUUGAGAAUAUACGAGUCAGAUCUAUUAUACCUAGCAGAGUAUGGCAAAAUUAUUCAAUAAGUCCAUGGUUUCGAUAUCCCAUCAUCAAGAAAGUAACUACAGUCUAUGAGUAAGCAGCUGACAGAGGGAUCUCAAAAAAAGAAUGACUUGAAGAGAUUAAUUGGAGAGUAGGAUAAGAAAUUUAAUGAGGAUUGUACUAAGAUGGGCAUUAUCCCCACGGUUGAUGCCAGCGGCAUGGAAAGGUAGGCUAUUAGGAUGGUUGAGUAACUCAUCUAGAAAUUUAAACACAUAGAGGGGUGUAUCCAGUAAAAGAAUAUUAAGAAUCUGAUUGCCUAUUACCAAGAAUUCAAUUCAGAUUUUGAAGCAUUGCCAAUGCUUAAGUACAUAUCUGCACAAGGAGAUGAAAACUUAGCAAUUUACAAUUAUAAGAAAGUCAAUACAGCUGCCAAGAAUAUUCCUCAAGAUUUGGCUUUGAGAGAGCAGCAUAAAUACGAUUUGUACGCCAAAUUUGACUAGAUUGUGUUCAAGGAAGAAGAAGUGUUUGAGAUUCAGCUCGAGGAUGAUUAGCCAGCAGCCAGUGGAAAUAUUGAGAUUGAAUGGAAUUAGAUAGACGAUACAUCAGGUCAAGAUGCUGCUUGGGAAAUUGUCUAGAAAGAAUCAGAAAAAGAAGACAAGGCCUAGUACAAUGAUGAAGAAACACUUCUAUAUAAUUAGGAGACUAGACAAAUAUUGAUCAAUGAUCUGGAAGAAGUGGAAUUUUUCCUGAGGUAGAGACUCUCAGAAUUGAGUUAAAAGGACUAGGCUACCUAUUAGAUGUAUAUUGAAUCACAAUCUAGGAAAGAGAUAAUCAAGCAAUGCGAUCAAGCUGACUUUGUAAAGUAAACUCUGGCUGAUGUAGAAAAGAUCAAAGAUGCAAUCAACCAUAAAGAUAUCCUUCAGCUUAUAGUUCUUAGAUAAAAACCCAAGAUCGCUGCCUCAAGAAUUGUUUAAAAGCUACAGGGUCCUAUCAAACUAAAGGAGAAAUACGAAACCAAUAUAGUGAAUAUUGACAAGAAAGAAAAAGAACUUGUAAAAGAAAUAGAGCAGCUAAAGAAGACGAUUGAAUCUGACUCCAAAUCAGUCAAUGACCUAGUGGCUAUCCUACAAAAAGACCUUUCAGAAAAAUUAAAAGCCAAUGUGAGAGUUUCACUGUGA
Stylonychia lemnae is the source of this 1524-nucleotide messenger RNA. Lineage: Eukaryota; Ciliophora; Spirotrichea; Sporadotrichida; Oxytrichidae. The record is from the annotation of a GenBank genome assembly.